Sinocyclocheilus rhinocerous is the source of this 485-nucleotide messenger RNA. Its product is annotated as GTPase IMAP family member 7-like. The transcript has a single exon. The annotation marks the transcript as partial. NCBI's taxonomy places the organism in Eukaryota, Metazoa, Chordata, Actinopteri, Cypriniformes, Cyprinidae. Gene Ontology annotation, molecular function: GTP binding. The record is from RefSeq and is a predicted model, not a curated record.
CAGAUCGAAGGAUUGUGCUGUUGGGUAAAACUGGAUCAGGAAAGAGUUCAACAGGAAACACCAUCAUCGGAAACUUUGUUUUUAAGCAAGGGAUUUCCUCUAAGUCUAUGACUAGACACUGUCAAAGACAUGAGACAGCAGUGGAGGAUAAAAUCAUUUCAGUGAUUGACACUCCAGGACUAUAUGAUACAUCAAUGAGUGAAGGGGACCUGAAGAAAGAGAUUGAGAAGUGCAUCUACAUGUCUGUUCCUGGUCCUCAUGUGUUUCUGCUAGUCAUCAGACUUUGUGUGAGAUUCACAGAAGAAGAGAAGAACACAGUGAAUUGGAUUCAGAAAAACUUUGGGGAAGGAGCUUCUGAUCACACCAUCAUUCUGUUCACUCACACAGACCAUCUGAAGGGGAUUUCACUGGAUGAGUAUAUCAGUGAAAGUAAUGAUCUCAAGGCUCUUGUUAAUAAGUGCGGUGGCAGAUUUCACUCAUUUAAC